Messenger RNA from Botrytis sinoallii, 642 nucleotides. RefSeq lists its product as uncharacterized. The transcript has a single exon. The coding region runs from base 1 to 642 and encodes 213 amino acids. The record is from RefSeq and is a predicted model, not a curated record. NCBI's taxonomy places the organism in Eukaryota, Fungi, Ascomycota, Leotiomycetes, Helotiales, Sclerotiniaceae.
AUGAAUCUCUUUAGAUCACGGGUGGGCAUUGGGAAAUUCAGCAAGCAACUGGUGGCAAUGUCCAUUCCCUCGACGGGAUUAGGUAUCCAGAUAGGAGAGUGUACGUUGUCUAUGAUAUCACAUUUGACGAAAGCUGCGGACUUAGUAAAGAGUAUCGAAACCAAGAGACUCGAAGAUGAGCAGCAAUUGGAGGGCGUGAGCAAGGCCGGUGAAUCAGAUCCAGCUGCCGGGAAACUUUUUGGCCAGAUUGUUAUGAGCGCAACUGAGAUUAAAACAGCGCUGGAGAAAGUUGAAAAGAGAACUCGGGUCUUGACUGAUGGUACGCCCUGUAUUACUCUCGAUGGCACAGAAGAAGAGACACUUAUAAGAACAGCAAAGAAAGGAGGAGUCGAAAUCUGUGCAAAGACGAAGACGAUGCUUGUGGACCCACUUGGCGAAAUGAUGAAUACACAAUGGCUCCCUCAGACAGAUCUUGUUGAGAAUGCAAUUAAGAAAGACUGGACAAAAUACAGUGAGGUUUGUCAGAGUAUCACCUCUGAUAUGAUAGCGCAUUUGGGGGGAUAUAAACAGCUUGAGAAUAGUAGUGAAUCUACUAGCUCCCCACUUCUUAAGAAUAAUACAGCACAGUGUAAUAUAUUAUAA